AUGUUGGAUUUUCCUGGCUCCUGGUCCCUGUCACCCACCAUUCCCCCAGUAACUGUCCAGUGGCUGCUCAGGGAGGUGGUCCAGAUAGACCAGUUCCUCAAGGAGACGGCAACCCGCGAGGCCAACGCCAAGGUGCGGCUGCCGCAGUUCAUCGAGGAGCUCCUGGACCGGGCCGACCGGGCGGAGAAGCAGCUCCAGAUCAUAAGCAGCAGCUGCAGCACCACCCCCAACGGCAGCCUGGGCCGGGGCAGCGGGGCUGGCUCCAAGGGCUCCAGCCGACCGCGGGACCGGCACGCUGGCCCUGGGGCAGCGAUCCACAGCUCCUACGCCGUUGCCAAUCAGCGAACCUCCUCCAGCACCGGGGCCUCCAGCCGGGCGAAGGCCGUCUCCCAGAGCUCGGGCUGCUACGACAGCGACGGCGCCGAGCUGUACCAGCUGGAGGAGAACCCCGACGGGCACCCCUCCCCCGGCGGGCAGAGCCGGGGCGUGGACAGCGGCUUCGAGCGGCCCGCGGCGGCCCGCAGCUCGGGGCUCCGCAGGCAGGCCAUCCAGAACUGGCACCGCCGGCCGUACCGCAACAGCACCGAGGGGGGAGAGGGGGACAUCUCGGACGUGGGCUCCAGGACGACCGAGUCGGAGGCGGAGGUGUGGGAGCACGACCCCCGCCUCCCGGCGGAGGUGAAGGUGGCAGGGCCGCCGACCGGCUGCCGGCUGCCCGGCAGGUCCGAGGGGGGCGGCGGGAAGGCCCUCCGGCCCGAGAGAGGCAGCCCGUCCCGCUCCAACGAGGUGAUCAGCCCGGAGAUCCUCAAGAUGCGAGCGGCGCUCUUCUGCAUCUUCACCUACCUCGACACCAAGACCCUGCUGAAAGCUGCGGAGGUCUGCAAGGACUGGAAGUUCGUGGCACGCCACCCUGCCGUGUGGACCCGGGUGCUGCUGGAGAACGCCAGGGUGUCGUCCAAGUUCCUGGGCAUGCUGUCGCAGUGGUGCACCCAGACGCACUCGCUCACCCUGCAGAACCUGAAGCCGCGGCUGAGGGGGAAGAAGGAGAGCAAGGAGGAGUACAUGAAAAGCACCCGGGGCUGCCUCGAAGCCGGGCUGGAGUCCUUGCUGAAGGCCACGGGCGGGAACUUGCUCAUCCUGCGCAUUUCCCACUGCCCCAACAUCCUGACGGAUCGCUCCCUCUGGCUGGCCAGCUGCUACUGCCGGGCGCUUCAAGCCGUCACCUACCGGAGCUCCACAGAUCCUGUGGGCCAUGAAGUCAUCUGGGCACUGGGAGCCGGCUGCAGGGACAUCAUCUCGCUACAGGUGGCGCCACUCCACCCUUGCCAGCAGCCGACCCGUUUCAGCAACCGCUGCCUUCAGAUGAUCGGCCGAUGCUGGCCACAUUUAAGAGCGCUGGGCGUCGGCGGCGCGGGCUGUGGCAUUCAGGGACUGGCUUCUUUAGCUCGGAACUGCAUGCGGCUGCAGGUGCUGGAACUCGACCACGUGACGGAAAUUAACCAGGAGGUGGCGGCGGAGGUGUGUCGGGAGGGCCUGAAGGGCCUGGAGAUGCUGGUGCUGACCUCCACGCCUGUCACCCCCAAAGCCCUGCUGCACUUCAACAGUGUCUGCCGGAACCUCAAGUCCAUCGUGGUCCAGGUGGGCAUUGUGGACUACUUCAAGGAGCCAAACAGCCCCGAAGCCAGGAAGAUGUUUGAAGAGAUGGUGAACAAACUCCAGGCCCUGAGGAAAAGACCCGGCUUCUCAAAGAUUUUACACAUUAAGGUGGAAGGAGGAUGUUAGCCCUGCAGGGAACAACAACACACAACCUCCUCCGUCCACAUGAGCCACAGAGACACUGAAACCAAACCCGCCGUCCGCUCUUCGUUCGCCACAGAAGAGCCGACUAACGCACACAACUCGUGACUGGAAGUGACCCGUUCCCUCGCCGGAACAGGGUACAUAGCGUGUCGCGCACGUGACGGUGCUACGAAGGUAGCUCCUCAGCCUGCCGGAGAGGGCCUGGCUGCUCUCUUUCUGACUGAGGAACUAGGCCGGAAACCCCGUUGCCAAGGAGCUUUGUGUUGGGGACGUUUCUUUGCGCCCAGCUUUCGUGUCGUGGGAGCUGGGGAGCUCGGUGACUCGGCGGGCGACCCAACCAAGCACAGCUUCCCUCUCCUUGCCACUUGCUGGAGGAGUGUAAGGCUGAGGUGGAGCCGGGCCCCAAGUCGGCGAUACGCCACCGGGAUCGCUAAGCAACGCCGGGGAAGCCAAGACUCCCUCCACAGACUUUCUUCAUGUGUGGCUUGACUGAGUCCCAGCUCCCCUCUGAGCUCCGUUGCCACAAGGAGGUGAACCAAGCCCCAGCAUUACUGUAUAUUUUACACUUUUUAAUUUAUCCCACAUGGGUAAGUGCCUCCCUCGAGCCAGCAGCCACAACAGCACAACCACUGCAGCCACCAAAUGCAAAGCUCCUUCUUCUCUUGGCCCAUGGGGCACUUUGGGAAGCUAGCCGGCAACACGCCGGCUAGCCGCGCCUUCACCAAGGACAUCCAUCCAGCCUCGUCUCCUCUGCGCCCAGCGAGGAAGCCAAACUCCCUUCCUGCAAAGGCAAUAAACCGUCUCAUCAGGGGAACUACGUGGCGUCUGCUGUGCCGUCACAAGCAUCCCCUGGCUCGCCCCCAGGCGUCCAUCUCCCACGCAGCAGUGCCUGCUGGGGUAAAUUGCCCGUGGUGGACGAAGAGACGGACAAGUGCCUGGGAGAGGAGCCAACGUCGCCCGGAACACAGACAGACUUCCGUCGCGGCACAUCUCUCCCCAGCCAGCUGUAAGUUACACACACCCUGUGGCUGAAAUUCUGGUCCCCAAAGAUCUACAGUAGGUAACGAAGCCCCCUGCCUUGAUCAGUGAUGGCGGCCCUUGAGCUAUUCUUUACACGCAGGCACCAUUUCGUACCACACCCGCUCUUUUUGCAAACGUUGAUCUUAUGACUGGGGAGGAGAACUCGCUCCCUCCACGGGAAACAGCUUCUUGAGUGUCUAUGUCACUUUACCCUCCGCCUCCAGAGAGAAGCAGCCGGCGGGUUUCCAUGCCACGGGUGACACCUAUAGGAGCGCUGCUCUCACCAGGGAGAUGCAACCGCUCUGAUCUUCAGAAAGCAACAAUCGCCCUGCAGGUGCAGUCAGCGCUCGCGCCGUGAUCGAGAGCCCCGCUUCCUUGCCGUAACAAGGGAUGGUGCGGUACCCGGGGUGAAAGCACCGUGACUUCUGGAGGCAGAGAAACUAGCUGACCUAGGUGGUGGAGGUGGGACUUGUCUGGGCUGAUAUUAAGAAGCCAUCAGCCACCCAGGGUGGGACUUUGGCUGGUUUGAGUCUCUCGCAGGAUAACGGGUGUGGUGGCAGUUCCAAACGCCAGGGGCACCUUUCUCUUCCAUCCGCCUUUCGUCAGGUGACCAACAGGGGUGGCACCUUCCCCUUUGUAGGAACAAAAAGAUGGUUGGAGGCCUUCUGGGCCAGCAGGACUAGCUGUGAUGAACCAGGACAGCUUCCUACACACUGGUGUGUCAUGAGAGCACCAGUCUCAGAAGUUCAAGAAAGAAUCUAGGUGUUAAUCCAAGACCAGCCCAAACCCACUUCACCCCUGGUUAUCUCCGUCACACGCACCCUACACUUCAAGGGCAGGCUUUCAAAAUCCCAAACCAGAUCCUGCUCUGAAUUUUGCAAACAGGCUCUCCCUUUGUAACAAGCUGAGCCAAACUCCCCAAUCAAAACGCCCAUUUUUGAAAUCCAGGGUGUUUGAAAUCCAGACCCAGUCUUUAUGGGGCUCAAGUCAAGCCCUCGGCUGGAUUUAAUUUGUCCCUCUGAAAGCGGGAUGGGUGAGUUAGGGUUUGUUUUUGUAACACACAACUCUAGAUCAGGGACACCCCAAACUUCACAUGCUGACAGUAGCUUUGCAGGAGCAUGGGAACGUCGCUUUGAAUGGAGCCAGAGAAGAAGCAAAGGAGAUGACCAAUCCCAGUAUGCAGUGCGCCAUGCUGCUCUAUAGUGGCUUCAAGUUGGAACCAUUGCAUGCUGGGAUUUGUAGUCACCCUGGGCCUUUGGAAAAAUAACCUUGCUCAUAUUGUUGAACUCCGUAGGGCAGGCCUACCGCUGUCUUCUCUGCCUGGGAAGGAAAUGAGAGAGGACUUUUAAGCAAAUCCACAGGCAGAGGCGGCAGGAAGGAUGCCACAACCAGCAAAAAAAGAGAAGCUACAAUACAGAGGAAAGGGACACACGACACAGACCGAAAAGCCACAUUUUGCUACCUUUUAACAUGAGUCAAUCCAAGUGGCCACCGCUCCUGUAAAUGGAGCUGUCCCCCCUGCACUGUGCAGAGACUAUGGAGUGACCUUAAAAGAAACAAAGUAAGUAUUUAUUUCUGUAAACAAAACCAGAGAAGAUUUUAAAGAAAAAGUAUAUACGCCGCAUGUUUAUACAUACUCUGUGCUUCAAGACGAUCCUAUUUGAGCGUCCUGUCCGAAGAUUGACGAAUCUUGCUGCUAGCACCAUUAUUUUGCUGUCUCCAAUAUCAUUCGAGCUGCUUCCAAUAGCACAUCGGGAGGCUGCUCAUCUUGUCAGGGGAGUUAGGUAUGUUCUGUGGCUAGUUUCUUUCCUGGUUUGGGGGGAGGAGGGGCAACCGAAAACCCUUUGAAAAUGUUAUUUAUUGGUUUUGGAAAAGCCAGACUCUUUUUUUUUUUUUAGUAUUUUCUGCUUGUGGGUCACGGUGCAGUGGCGUGUGGUUCGUCUGUGACACAUCCCUUCCACGCCCCAUGCCCCUCACUCGGCUUCUGUGAAUCAUGGCAGUGCACCGUACUUUGAAUUUGUUACUUCGCUGUGCCACUCUUCCCCCGCCUCGGGGGACAAACAGGUCACGGGAUCAAACCCUCCUUCUGACUUUCCCUUUGUGUUCUGUGGAAAUCCUUUAAUAAAAAAACAACCCCCGGGCGUGCACGCACCCCUUUGGAACCAAGCCAAUCGUUGGGGCAUAUGAAAUGAAAUUGAAGCCGGUUAUAUAACUCCUACAGUAACAUCUGCAGUGCUUUGAAGUUGAAAAGCACAACAGCCAUUAGCUAAGUAUCCUCACUGCUCAAGUGCUGAGUUGCAUGGUACAAAUACUUCAAAGAGAGGCCAAUUUUUUUGGAAGGACGUUUUUCAUAGUUAGCCUGAGGGACUCGCUGCGGCAGAAGCUGGCUGCGGAGAGAGUCAGAGAACAGGACGCUGCAGUCUGUGACUCUGCCAUGACACAGUUGGAGAGGGGCCCGGUUUGGAACCCCGAAUCUGAGUGCCCCCAACCUGAGACGAGAUCUCAUUGCAAUGUGGGUGUGAAUUGCUGAACUGAAUUUGCAAGGCAGGAAAAUGAGAGAAAUUCCCCUCAGCACGGACUAGCUGUCCCUUGGCUUUGAAUAUGGGAUUCGGAACAGGUGCCAUAUGAAGAGAGAUUAAAAAGACUUGGACUUUUCAGAUUAGAAAAGAGGAGACUGGGGGGAUAGG
Messenger RNA from Pelodiscus sinensis (Chinese soft-shelled turtle), 5507 nucleotides. The record is from RefSeq and is a predicted model, not a curated record. Lineage: Eukaryota; Metazoa; Chordata; Testudines; Trionychidae.